AUUUAUUCCAUCCGCUAGGCUCCGUCGUUAUCCGUAGGUAUAGCAUACUUAAAGGCGAACAACCAGCAAAUGUAGUUUCAAGUAAGCAGUGCCAAACGUGACUUUGUUGCGUACAAGCUUAACGUAUAACAAUACAUCUGCUCAGUAACUCGUAGUUCAAUUCCAACAUUCGAUUAAUUUCGGUACAUGUACGCACCACAUGUAACAUCCAAUCGCCAUGCAGGAUGAUUUGUUAUUCGUGCCACCGGGUGUUAUAACGUGCGUAUAUAGCUUUAAUAACCUUUGUAAUCUCGCAAACGUGACGAUACUGUUCCUGCUAAAAGUAUGGACCUUUACCUCAACCGUCAUCGGAACAUGGUUAGACGAUUAUUGAGAUGGUUCCCUGUGGCUGUGAUAAUGCCAGACAUGGGAGUUGGCAAUGUGAUAAGCGGAGCGUGAUAAUUUAAUCUUUUGGAUAAACCCAAAAUCGUAGGGGGUGUGUGAAGGAUUGCCCUAUAAAUAUGAAGGGACCCUCGAUGUGUGGUAUGAUUUUUGGUUCACAUCUUCAUCACUCUCAUCAUGCAGUGGUACACCGUCACCUGUUUCCUUGUUGCGGGACUUAUUGCCAAUGGUAUCGCCAUUGAUGACCGUAACUGGCAGCUAGCCCCCGAUGGCAAUGGCAGACUGCAUCUGAUUAACACCAAUCCUUACGAUAUUCCCGAAUCGGACACCGUUGUGCCUCGGUUCGUUCCCGAACAGGACACCAUUUUCCGUCUGUUCACUCGGGCCAACCCAACGGAGCCACAGAUUCUGCAGCUGAACAAUCCCGCCUCCAUUAGUGGAUCGAACUUCAACCCGGCACAUCCGACGCGCUUCUCCAUACACGGUUGGAAUAACGAUGGAUCGCACUUUAUGAAUACGCUGUUCCGGGAUGCAUACUUCCAGCUGGGCGAUUUUAACUUGAUCACCGUCGAUUGGGGUGUUGGAGCGAUCAACCCGAAUUACAUCACCGCCCGCAACUUGGUUGGGCCGGUAGGAAAUACGGUUUCGCUACUGAUCGAUCAGCUGAUCUCGACGGCUGGAGCAAAUCCGGACAACAUCUACAUCAUCGGGUACAGUCUGGGUGCGCAUGUGGCCGGAAGUGCCGGUAAGUCACAGCACGGACGCAUCCAUUCGAUUAUUGCACUGGAUCCGGCUGGUCCACUGUUUGCUUUGGGACAGAGUGAUGCCGUUUCGCCGGCGGAUGGACGUUACGUCGAAACCAUCAUGACGAAUGCCGGUUUGCUCGGCAUCAAUACGCCGCUGGGCCAGGCUAACUUCUAUCCGAACGGUGGACGCACACAGCCGGGUUGUGGGGCCGACAUUGCUGGCAGCUGUGCGCACGAUCGUGCACCGAUGUUUUAUGCCGAAUCGCUCACCACCAGCACACCGUUCCGCGCGAUGCGUUGCGCUGAUCAUGGCCAGAUACUGUCCGGUAGCUGUACUUCUUCCGGACCGGAUGCUAACAUGGGCGGCCAACCGUCAAACUAUGGUCGUGGUGUACAGGGAGUUUUCUACCUUGAAACUAACGAUGCUUCACCGUUUGCGCGGGGAUAAAUUAACACGUCAUGUUGAAUACGCAAGUUAACGUAACUAAACUACUGUGCCAAGUUGGUUAUUGUUGAAAUGUGUUGUUUUUUUCUUUGUUUUUUACAAUAAAUCCUUUCUC
Molecule: messenger RNA, 1687 nt
Organism: Anopheles funestus (African malaria mosquito)
Lineage: Eukaryota; Metazoa; Arthropoda; Insecta; Diptera; Culicidae
Product: pancreatic triacylglycerol lipase-like
Exons: 2
Coding region: 559-1575 (338 amino acids)
Biological process (GO): lipid metabolic process
Molecular function (GO): lipase activity
Source: RefSeq, a predicted model, not a curated record